AUGAAAAUACUUUUUAUAGUAUUUACCAUACUGGUUGUUGUCGCAACAGUUGUUGUUUCUAGUAAAGUCUGUCAUCAAGAUUCAGAUUGUGGUGAUGCUCCAUAUGCUCUAUGCCAAUCUCGUAUCAAUAUUCUCAAAGGACUUGCCUAUGACUACGAUCGCAAUCUACUCAUUUUUGCAGGACAUAUCGAUCGAACUUUGAAUCUUGUUGUUGCCAGUGUUAGUGUUGAUGGUAGCAAAGACAAAGGCAGUACUUCUCCUUUGUCUUUGAAAGUUGAAUAUCCAAUUACCACUGACAUUCCAAUUGGUUCUGAAUUCAGUACAACCAUUGGCUUACAAGGAUACUCCAACAGCUUAAAGCUCGCUUACAUUAUUAAUAGCCAACGUCUCUCCAGUGCUGUAGGCCCCUACUUCCCCAACAAUAACAGUGUCAAUUUUAUCUGGUAUCCACGUGGCUACAAGCUGGCAACCUACUUUGAUGACCAACAACAGCAGAGUGUUAGUGAGCAUACACUCUACAGCUGUACUUUUGGUAUUUGGAGAACUGAUUUCAUUCCUACCCAAUCGUUUGAAGAGAACGAUUCCAAUCAUGUUAGAUUGCUAAGGUUAGAUCCAGACAAUCAAUAUAAUCCAAAGUGUGAAUUUAUUACUAGAGCCAACGAGAAUCUUUACAUUGUUCAAUACGACUUUGGCGAGUCUGGUAAUGAUUUUCAAUCGGUGGUCUCUGUCAUUGACAGAAAAUGUGUGGAUUGUCCUCCAGACUCACUACAUGAGAUUGGCCGUUUCCCAUUUGAAAUCACCGGAAUUGUUGUCUACAAUAAUCACAUCUACUUGGGUGCCAAAGCAGAGUUUCCAACAAAUUCAAAUCAUUCCGGUGUCUUUGAAAUAUCAAAAACAAUCGAUGGAAAAUCAAAAGUUCUUCAAUUGACACAAGUAAAUGUUAUUGGUUUGACUCUUGGUAGUAAAGGAAAUUUAUAUUACUCCACCACCAAUAGCUUCAUCUAUAAUAUCGACUUGAAUUCAAAAGAUAAGAAAGAAUCCAUCAUUUAUUCACCUGAAAAAAGUGGUGGAUCAUGUAGUUGUGCCAAUUAUUUCACUGGAUCUGAUUGUAAGAAAUGCGAUAAUGGUGUAGUACAAUGGACAAAAGGUAUACCAGAGUGUAUUAAGCUUUUACCUAACGGUAGACCGUCCAAAUGUAAUGAAAAUUCUCAAUGCGGAUUAGAACCGUUUGCUCUUUGUAUGGAUUCCAAAUGUUUUUGUCGUGAAGGAUUUUCAGGAAAUAAAUGUGAAAUAUGUUCAGGAACAAUAACAUGGGAUGAAUUACAAUUUCCAACUUGUAAUCAUUGA
Messenger RNA from Heterostelium album PN500, 1347 nucleotides. RefSeq lists its product as uncharacterized. The transcript has a single exon. The record is from RefSeq and is a predicted model, not a curated record. The coding region runs from base 1 to 1347 and encodes 448 amino acids. Lineage: Eukaryota; Evosea; Eumycetozoa; Acytosteliales; Acytosteliaceae.